GUUCAGAUAUUGGUUUGGCUACUGAAGUAGGAUAUUUUUAUCAGUGCACGGCGCGCGCUUAUAGUGCUAGUUUGUGUCGUUUGGGUUCUGUGACUGUCUGUGUUGCCCGAGCGAAUGAAUGAGGUACUAACUACGCGCGUGAACGUAUAAAUCACAGUAGUUAAAUCGCUAUUAUUUAUUUGGCAACACAUAUAUGGCACAAUAUUUAAAUAGUUAUAGGUGAAAUAAACUUUAUAAGUUAACUAGAAAAGAUGCCUACUUUUUACAAACUUUAAAAUAUCGAAAGUAACUUUCGUAAAUGCAUCAAAAUAAAUCCCAAGCUUUGAGCUGUCAAAGUCAAUGACUGUCAGCCAAAAAUCUUAAAUGUCAAAUUUCUUGUUUUGAUUUUACGUGAUAUUGUUUUGUGAGUAUUUAAUUUAAAUUAAAACAAUUGAAGAUCUGAUAAAAACUUUAAUCGUAGAUAUUUAAGUGUCAGAGAUUUGUGUAUUGUGAAGUGAAACAAUAUUUGUGCUUCGAACAUUGGUAUAUAAUAUUUUUUCCCGUUGGCAUUUACCCAGAUUUCUUGAUUUAUUUGAGUGAUUUGUGAAUCAAAAUCGUGAUAUCUGCAAUUAUCAGCACAACAUACCGAGUGAUGUUUGCAGCGGACGGGCGUCUGAACACUGCCUUAUAGUGAGAUGGUGGCCUAGCCCUACCAUGUCGCUGGACCUGUCCCGCUGCGGCGCGGGCGUGGGCCGGCUGCGGCGCGCGCUGCUGCUGCUGGCCGCGCUGGCCUGCUCCGCCGCCGCCGUGCUGUACUGGCGCCAGCAGAGCGACGACCAGGGGAACCGGCCCGUGUCGGCGGCGUACUCGAAUGGAGAGCCUCAGUGGUCGUGGGUGUGUCGCGAGGACCGCUGCGAGCGGCGCGCGGCGGCCGAGGCGGGCGUGCUGCAGUCGCUGCAGACGUGCAACAUGCUGUGCGCGUCCACGCAGCUGUGGCCGCAGCCCACGGGCGCCGUGAGCCUCGCCACCGCCGCCGUGCGCGUGCGCGCCGCUGACUUCACGCUCCACGUGGCGCACUCGCCCGCGCCCGCCGUCACCGCGCUGCUGCACGAGGCCUUCGCGCUGCUGCAGCGCGACCUGCGGCGCCUGGAGGCGGGCGCGGGGGCGGGGGCGGCGCGCGGGGGCGGCGGGGGCGAGGCGCCGCGGCCCGUGCACGUGCGCGUGGCGGUGAACGGCUCGGCGGACCCGCGCCUGCGCCUGGACACGGACGAGUCCUACUCGCUGCGGCUGCGCGCGGACGGCGCCCGCCUGCUGGCCGACGUGGCCGCGCAGUCGUUCUGUGGCGCGCGCCACGGGCUCGAGACGCUGUCGCAGCUCGUGUGGCUGGACCCGCUGGCCGGCGGGCUGCUGGCCCUGCGCGCCGCCGCCGUGCAGGACGCGCCGCGCUUCCCCUACCGCGGCCUCAUGCUCGACACGGCGCGGAACUUCUUCCCGCUCGAGGACCUCAUGCGCACCGUGGACGCCAUGGCCGCGUCCAAGCUCAACACGUUCCACUGGCACGUGUCGGACUCGCAGUCGUUCCCGCUGCGGCUGCAGAGCGUGCCGGAGCUGGCGCGGCACGGCGCGUACGGCCCGGGCGCCACGUACAGCACGAGCGACGUGCGCGCGCUGGUGCGGCACGCGCGGGCGCGCGGCGUGCGCGUGCUGCUGGAGGUGGACGCGCCGGCGCACGUGGGGCGCGCGUGGGGCUGGGGCGAGGCGGCGGGGCUGGGCGCGCUGGCGCACUGCGUGGAGGCGCAGCCCUGGGCCGCCUACUGCGGGGAGCCGCCGUGCGGGCAGCUCAACCCGCGCAACCCGCACGUGUACACGCUACUAGAGCGGGUCUACGCGGAGCUGCUGGCGCUCACGGACACCACGGACGUGUUCCACCUCGGCGGGGACGAGGUGUCGCUGGCGUGCUGGCAGCGCCACCACAACGAGUCCGACCCCAUGGAGCUAUGGAUGGAGUUCACGCGCGGCGCGCUGGCGGCGCUGGCGCGGGCGGCGGGGGGGCGCGCGCCGCCGCUCGUGCUGCUGUGGUCGUCGCCGCUGACGCGCUCGCCGUACCUGGAGCGGCUGGACGCGGCGGCGCUGGGCGUGCAGGUGUGGGGCGGCUCGGCGUGGCCCGAGUCGGCGGCGGCGCUGGACGCGGGCUGGCGCGCGGUGCUGUCGCACGUGGACGCGUGGUACCUGGACUGCGGGUUCGGCUCGUGGCGCGACAGCGGCGACGGCGCGUGCAACACGUACCGCACGUGGCAGCACGUGUACGAGCACCGGCCGUGGGCGGGGCAGGGCGCGUGGCGCGUGGCGGGCGGCGCGGCGUGCCAGUGGUCGGAGCAGCUGGGCGCGGGCGGGCUGGACGCGCGCGUGUGGCCGCGGGCGGCGGCGCUGGGCGAGCGGCUGUGGGCGGACCCGGACACGGGCCCGGCGGGCGCGGCGCCCGACGUGUACCUGCGGCUGGACACGCACGCGGCGCGGCUGGCGGCGCGGGGCGUGCGGCCCGCCGCGCUGUGGCCCCGCUGGUGCACGGAGAACCCCUACGCCUGCCACUAGGACCCACCGCUGACCACACGUGAUGUGAUAGCGAGAAUCUAUUGCCUGGUGACUGGUGAGUCCAAGUACUAAAUCUAGCUGUGUCAAACGUGCACAAUGUUCUCCCUACAGCUCAACUUGUGUGCCCUGUAGUACCCUACAUGGUGGUCUGGCAUGAAGGGAUCCAGUCCUAGACUGAGGCAAAAGUACUUUAGUCGAAGCUCGCUCUAGCUCUAGCUACUCUAUAGAUAUGCUGAUAUUAUUAGUGAACUAUCUACAAAUAACUGUUACCAUUAUUAUUAGCAAUGAAACUUCAAUCAGUACUCACAAAUAUUUUAUAAGAAAAAGACAUGUCAGCCUCGUUACCUACUUCAGAUUAAAGAGGCAACGAUAAAGGUAAAAACUACGAACAUAAAAUGAAAUAACUUGAAGAUUUUGUAACAUGAAAUUUAGUUACAGCAUGUUUGCUUACAGCCUAGGAUAUAAGUUUAAAACAAUCUACUUAGGUAUAGUUAUAGCUGUGAUUUGUUUCAUAACACGCAUAGAACCUUGCUAGGUACUAGAUACUUAUAGAACAAUAUAAAAUUGUCAAGGUGUUUUAG
Plutella xylostella (diamondback moth) is the source of this 3152-nucleotide messenger RNA. RefSeq names its product fused lobes (gene FDL). The record is from RefSeq and is a predicted model, not a curated record. Gene Ontology annotation, molecular function: beta-N-acetylglucosaminidase activity. Gene Ontology annotation, cellular component: plasma membrane. Lineage: Eukaryota; Metazoa; Arthropoda; Insecta; Lepidoptera; Plutellidae. Gene Ontology annotation, biological process: protein deglycosylation; glycosaminoglycan metabolic process; carbohydrate metabolic process.